Molecule: messenger RNA, 555 nt
Organism: Penicillium antarcticum
Lineage: Eukaryota; Fungi; Ascomycota; Eurotiomycetes; Eurotiales; Aspergillaceae
Product: 60S ribosomal protein eL18
Exons: 4
Coding region: 1-555 (184 amino acids)
Biological process (GO): translation
Cellular component (GO): cytosolic large ribosomal subunit; ribosome
Molecular function (GO): RNA binding; structural constituent of ribosome
Source: RefSeq, a predicted model, not a curated record
AUGGGUAUCGACCUGGACCGCCACCAUGUGCGGAGCAGCCACCGCAAGGCUCCCAAGAGCGAGAACGUCUACUUGCAGGUGUUGGUGAAGCUUUACCGCUUCCUUGCCCGCCGUACCGAGUCCAACUUCAACAAGGCUGUUCUCCGCCGUCUCUUUAUGUCGAGGAUUAACCGCCCCCCUGUUUCGCUCUCGCGUGCCGUCGCGAACAUCAGCGAGGCUCAGAAGGGCAAGACUAUCGUCGUCAUCGGUACCGUUACCGAUGACAACCGCCUCCUGAACGUUCCCAAGCUCUCGAUCGCUGCUCUCCGCUUCACUGCCACCGCUCGCGCUCGCAUUGAGAAGGCUGGUGGUGAGACUUUGACCCUGGACCAGCUUGCUCUCCGCGCUCCCACCGGUGCCAACACCCUCCUUCUCCGUGGACCCAAGAACGCUCGUGAGGCCGUGAAGCACUUCGGCUUCGGUCCCCACACCGACAAGAAGCCCUACGUUGCCAGCAAGGGCCGCAAGUUCGAGCGUGCCCGUGGUCGCAGAAGGUCCAAGGGUUUCAAGGUCUAA